ACGAAAGUGAAAUGCUUUCAUCAAUACUGGAACUAUAUGAAGGACUGUCACACCCAAGUCUGUUCCUGGUUUGACAGGUGGGGUUGUUGUCUGUCGGUUCAGUUGGUCUCUCGGUUCAAACUGCUCAGUGAGUCUGUGAAGUCUACGUGAAACAUGUCCGGAGACGCCAAUAUAGAUGAAGGAUUUUACUCCAGACAGCUGUAUGUUCUGGGUCACGAGGCCAUGCGCCGAAUGAGCGCAGCUGGCGUCCUCAUAGCUGGCAUGCGUGGUCUUGGUGUGGAAAUAGCUAAAAAUGUGGUUUUGUCCGGAGUGAAGUCUGUGACUGUUCAGGACGAAGGCUUGACUGAUUGGUCUGAUCUGUCCUCUCAGUUUUUUCUGAAGGAGUCCCAUCUUGGUAAGAACCGUGCCAUAUGUUCCCUUCAGCAGCUGUCUGUUUUAAACCCACAUGUGCGUGUGUUGGCUCACACUGGACCACUCGAUGAAGAGUUUCUUCUGCAAUUCCAGGUGGUAGUCCUCACCGACUCCUCGCUGGAAGAUCAGAAGCGCUUCGGUCAGCUUUGCCACUCACAUGGAAUCAGGUUCAUUGUAGCUGACACUAAAGGGCUCUGUGGCCAGUUGUUCUGUGACUUUGGGGAGGAGUUUGAGGUCUUGGACCAGGAUGGAGAGGCUCCUAAAACAGCGAUAAUACAAAAUAUAUCCAAGGGUGAUCCCGGUGUGGUGCUCUGCAUAGAUGAUAAGGCUCACGGAUUUUCAGAUGGCACCAAGGCUACAUUCUCUGAAGUUCAAGGCAUGACGGAGCUCAACGGUAUCAGCCCUGUGGAAAUCAAAGUCCUCGGGCCAUACUCCUUCAGCAUCAGUGACACUUCUGCCUUCUCUGAGUAUAAACGGGGUGGAAUAGUGACUGAGGUUAAACAGCCCUGUAUACUUUCUUUUAAACCAUUCAGUGAGGCCCUGUAUGACCAGCAGCUGCUGGUCAUGAAUGAUUAUGGCAAAAUAUGUCAGCACAACACCCUGCACUUAGCUUUUCAAGCCCUGCACAGCUUUGUGAAGAAAGAACAGAGGCUCCCUCGUCCUCGAUCGGAGUCAGAUGCAGAUGCUCUGCUUGCCACGGUGAGAGAGCUGAAUGAAGUUGCACAGCUGGAGCAGCUGGAUGAAGCUGCUGUGAGAAAACUUUCCUACACAGCGCAAGGUGACCUGGCUCCUGUCAACGCUUUUAUUGGAGGUAUUGCUGCACAAGAGGUUAUCAAGGCAUGCAGCAGGAAAUUUAUGCCUCUGCAACAGUGGUUUUAUUUUGAUGCCCUGGAGUGCCUCCCAGAAGAGGAAACCCAACUGGAUGAGUGCUCUUUUGCAGCAAAAGGUAUGCGGUAUGAUGGGCAGAUAGCCGUGUUUGGCUCAGCCUUCCAGGAGAAGCUGAAGAGCCAAAAGUACUUUCUGGUUGGAGCAGGCGCUAUCGGCUGUGAGCUUCUUAAAAACUUUGCCCUCAUCGGCCUUGGUGCAGGAGAGGAAGGACACAUUACUCUAACAGACAUGGACUUCAUAGAAAGAUCCAACUUAAACCGACAGUUCCUGUUCAGGUCUCAGGAUAUUGGGAAACCAAAAUCAGAAGUUGCAGCCAAAGCAGUGAAAGAGAUGAACCCACAGAUGAAAAUCACGGCUCACCAGAAUCGACUAGAUGCUGAUAGUGAAGAAGUGUAUGAUUACAACUUCUUCAUGGGUCUCGAUGGAGUGGCUGCCGCUCUCGAUAACGUGGAAGCCAGGGUUUAUCUGGAUGGACGCUGCGUCCAGCAUCAUAAACCUCUGCUGGAGGGAGGAACUCAGGGAAGUCAGGGUCACACUCUGGUGGUGGUGCCUGGCCUCACAGAGUCUUAUGGGCCAGCCAAGUCCAGCUCUGGCAGCACUAUCCCACUGUGCACCCUAAAGAACUUCCCUCAUCACAUUGAACACACCCUGCAGUGGGCGAGAGAUCAGUUUGAAGGGCUGUUCAAACAAACACCUGAAAAUGUGAAUCUCUUUCUAAGAGAUUCUGGGUUCGUCGAGAGGACUCUUGGCCAUGCUGAGGCUCUGGAGGUCCUUGGUGCGGUCUGUAACAGCCUUGAGGACAACGCAGCUGGAGGACUUCGUCCUAAGAGCUGGGAGGACUGUGUGAGCUGGGCUCGCUGCAAAUGGGAGACUCUUUUUAACAAUGAUAUAGUCCAGCUACUGCACGGUUUCCCUCCUGAUGAGAUGACGGCUACUGGUCUGCCCUUCUGGUCUGGAUCCAAGAGGUGCCCUCACCCACUGACCUUUGAGCCCGACAGUUCUACCCAUAUGGAUUAUGUGAUCGCAGCAGCAAACCUGUAUGGUCAGAUCUAUGGCAUCAACGGAACAAGAGACUCAGCAUCGAUCAGAGAAAUCUUACAGAAAGUCUCUGUGCCAUCCUUCACCCCAAAGUCCUCUGUGAAGAUUUAUGUCACUGACAAAGAGAUGGAGGAGGACAAAGAAAAGGGGUGCGAUGACGCUGAAAAAGCCCGACUUGAGGAGUUGAAGAAAAAGUUGGCCUCUCCAGCUCUGAAAAGCUCAGCCAUGCAGAUGUUCCCCUUAGACUUUGAGAAGGAUGAUGACAGCAACUUCCACAUGGACUACAUUGUCGCAGCUUCAAAUCUUAGAGCAGAGAACUACGACAUCCCUGCAGCUGAUCGGCAUGAGAGCAAGCGCAUCGCUGGGAGGAUCAUCCCAGCCAUAGCUACUACCACAGCCGCAGUGGCGGGCCUGAUGUGCCUGGAGCUGUACAAACUGGUGCAGGGCCACAAGAAGAUCAGCUCUUACCGCACGGCUUACUUCACCCUGUCUGUUCAGUACUUUGUGAUGUCCCAGCCAAGCCCACCCCCACACUUUGAAAUCGCAGGAAAGAAAUACACCCUCUGGGAUGACUUCCUGGUUGAGGGCAGAUGUGGUGGUCAGCAGGAAAUGACCUUGGGAGAUUUGCUCCAGUAUAUCAAGGACAAAAGCAGCCUGACAGUUUGCAGUCUGUACUAUGGACCAGCUGUCCUCUACAGUGGCCAAGAGGAGAGACUUGCGCUGAGUGUGUCUGAUGUGGUCAGAAAUGUCACCAGGACAGAAAUCCCUCCUCACAAGAAGAUGCUGGAGCUGGUCCCAUCCUUUGCUGAAGAGGACGAUGACUCUGAUUGCUGCCUCACAAUCAGAUACCUGCUACUGUGAAGUCAUCCAUUCAAUGAAAAACCUCCAAACACCUGUCUUUCUACAUAUCUUCUCCAUCCGCUAAAAUGGCUCUUAUUUUUCUGCAUUUUUUUGUCUUUUCUUUUUUGCUGCAAACUGCAACUCUGAUCAUGUAAACUAUCUCUGAUUCAGAUCUGUUGUAACAUUUUUCUGCCAAAUCACAGUUAAAUGAUUUAAAAAGUAUAACAGAUGAUAAUAAUUUCCUAUUUCUUUGUUUAAAUUGCAAGAGACUAAACUGCUGUUUGUCUUUCAUUGGUUUUAAUUACAUGUAAAUUGUGUCUUUAAAGAUGUGGGACUAAGAGGUUGUGAGGAUUCUUGCCAAGGAUGAGAUGAUGUGGAGCUGCUAGGGCAGAGCUGGACAGCUUUCAGGGUUGAAUUCAGGUCAGAGCAAGUGAGAUGUAAAAGUGAAGCAGUGAAGUCAGAACAUACAGUUGGCACAAUAGUUGUGACACUUUGACAGUUUAGGGUCAACAUCUGAAUACAGCUGUGGUUCUCUCCAGAUGAUUGAACAGCUGUUCUGAGAGGAGAAACUGGUUUCUUUACGUAAACCACUAAUCUUUCAACUUCUGAUGAUGGAUGCUGAAUUGAUUUUAUAAAAAUUAUCACUGCCACAACUUGUAGAACUCAUUUGUUUUCCCUGUGUGCAUUGGUUUGGAAAUACAGGAGGCUUUUAGUGAAUUAAUUCUGUUUAAAUAACAGUGGCAUUAAUCCACAUCCAUGAGGAACAGUAUUGUAAACCUGUAUUUCUCUUUUAGUCAGUUCCCUUUUAACCUAGCAAAGCAGAUGGAUCCACCCGUUUCCAUGUUUCUCACUGGCAAAUCCAUCUGUCAAAGCUCCCAUCUAAACCAUUUUGGCCCGGUUCGAAAGUGACAGGACCAAUCAGCAAUGAGGGGCAAUACUUUCACAUGCCAUGGAGUCGUGAUGUAAACAAGCAGCAGCUCCUGUCCUACAUAUCAUUCCACCCUGUCACCUGGAUUUCCUCCUCUAUCCACUGUCCUAUUUAAUAAAGGCUUAUAAGCCAAAAGGGGAAAAAA
Molecule: messenger RNA, 4250 nt
Organism: Cheilinus undulatus (humphead wrasse)
Lineage: Eukaryota; Metazoa; Chordata; Actinopteri; Labriformes; Labridae
Gene: uba7
Product: ubiquitin-like modifier activating enzyme 7
Exons: 24
Coding region: 154-3198 (1014 amino acids)
Biological process (GO): protein sumoylation
Cellular component (GO): cytoplasm; SUMO activating enzyme complex
Molecular function (GO): SUMO activating enzyme activity
Source: RefSeq, a predicted model, not a curated record